GCUUAUAAGAGAAGCUAAAGGUUCGUUGAUAAAAACCCACUCCUUUCUGUGUUUCCAGGUAGAGGAUACCCCUAUAUCAUACUAUUACUACUGCUCACUAAGCCAGAGGGCUCAAGCUUAGAGCUUUUCAAAAUGGCGAAGCUUGAGGACCAGAAGCCAUGGAAGGUGGAGUACGCUAAGUCAUCAAGAUCCUCAUGCAAGACUUGUAAGAGCACCAUUGGCAAGGAGGUUCUCCGUCUCGGAAAGAUGGUCCAGGCCCACCAGUUCGACGGUUUGAUGCCCAUGUGGAAUCACGCUAGUUGUGUACUGAAGAAAGCAAAGCAGAUUAAGUCCGUUGAUGAUGUUGAAGGCAUUGAGCAACUUAGGUGGGAAGAUCAGCAGAAACUCAGACAAUACGUGGAGGGUCAGGAUGGUGUUGCUGCUGGUCCACCCGAGGAAACAAAUGAUGCCAAGAAUGUUGAAUGUGGUAUUGAAGUUUCUCAAACAUCCCGUGCCACUUGCAAGCGCUGUAGUGAAAAAAUCUUGAAAGGACAGGUUCGUAUAUCUACGAAGCCUGAAGGUCAAGGGCCUAGGGGAUUGGGUUGGCACCAUGCCAAUUGUUACAUGGACUUUUCUCCAUCUACACAAGUGGAGAAACUAUCUGGAUGGGACACUCUCCCCACAUCUGAUCAGGAAGCUGUCCUCGCCUUAAUUAAAAAGGUUCCUUCCAAAGUGAAAAGUGGCAAGCAAGUACAAGAAGAUGAUGGACUGAAGCAAUCAUCUUCCAAAGCUGGUAAGAAACGUACAAAAGAUGCUGUUGGGAAUCAGGAGUCCAAAGUUGCAAAAUCUUCUGGGGAUGUGUCAACACGCAGGCAUCAACCAGUUAAGAAUGCUAGUGGUGGUGAACAAAAUUCAGAAGCGUCUGAUCUAGAUACUAAAUUAGAGGCCCAGACUAAAGAACUGUGGGCACUGAAAGAUGACCUUAAAAAGCAUGUGACAGCAGCUGAGUUGCGUGAAAUGCUCCAAGCCAACAAUCAAGAUUCAACGGGAUCAGAGCUUGAUUUGCGUGAUCAUUGCGCCGAUGGAAUGAUGUUUGGAGCACUUUCUAGUUGUCCUCUUUGUUCUGGUUCUCUUCGUUACUCUGCUGGUAUGUACCGGUGCCAAGGUUACCUUUCAGAAUGGAGCAAGUGUAGUUUCUCCACUCGUGAACCAGAACGUAUAAAAGGGAAGUGGAAAAACCCAGAAGACACAGAUAAUCAAUAUCUUAUCAAGUGGUUUAAAUCACAAAAGGUUGGAAAACGACCUCGUAUACUGCCUCCAAUGUCAGCCUCCUCUCCAAAUGGAAGCCAUGCUUCUCGUGGUGGAUCACAGUCAUCCAAUAGUGAACGCUUGGCAGAUUUGAAAGUUGCUAUUUCUGGAUUACCCAAGGAAACAAUAAAGGAAUGGAAAAGCAAAAUUGAGAGUGUAGGUGGAGCUGUUCAUGCCAAGAUCAAGAAAGAUACAAACUGUUUAGUUGUGAGUGGCACAGCGGAUGACCAAGAGGCUGAGAUUAGGAAGGCGAGGAGGAUGAAACUACCAAUCGUUAGAGAGGAUUAUCUGGUUAAUUGCUUUGGAAAACAGAAGAAGCUCCCAUUUGAUCUCUACAAAGUUGAAGCCAUUGGUGAGGCCUCUAGCAUGAUAACCGUCAAAGUUAAAGGGAGUAGUGCAGUGCAUGAAUCCUCUGGUAUGCAAGAUACAGGCCACAUCCUUGAGGAUGGAAAAAGCAUUUAUAAUACAACUCUGAAUAUGUCCGACUUAUCAACUGGUGUCAACAGUUACUAUAUCCUCCAAAUAAUUCAAGAUGAUAAGAGUUUGGAUUGCUAUGUAUACCGUAAAUGGGGUCGAGUGGGCACCAAAAUUGGAGGUGAGAAAUUGGAAGAGUUUUCAAAAUCAGAUGCAAUCUCUGAAUUUAAACGCAUAUUCCGUGAGAAGACUGGCAAUUCAUGGGAAGCAUGGCUGGAAAAACAAAAUUUUCAGAAGCAACCAGGGAAAUUUUUCCCCUUAGAUAUUGAUUAUGGUGUUAACAAAAAAGUCUCAAAGAAAAAUCAGCAAAAACAGGAUAGCAAACUUGCUCCCCCAUUAGCAGAACUGAUGAAGAUGCUUUUCAAUGUUGAAACAUACAGAGCUGCCAUGAUGGAAUUUGAAAUCAAUAUGUCUGAAAUGCCACUUGGAAAACUGAGCAAACAUAAUAUUCAAAAGGGAUUUGAGGCAUUGACUGAAAUACAGAAUCUAUUAAAGAACAGUAAUCAUAAUCCUUCAAUGUUAGAAAGUUUGAUUGUUGAUGCUAGCAACCGGUUUUUCACUGUGAUCCCGUCUAUUCAUCCACAUGUUAUUAGGGAUGAAGAUGAUUUUAAGUCAAAGUUGAAAAUGUUAGAAGCUCUCCAGGACAUUGAAAUUGCUUCCAAAUUAGUUGGUUUUGAUGUUGAUGAUGGUGAUGAAUCUCUUGAUGAUAAGUACAAGAAACUCAGAUGUGACAUUGAUCCAAUUCCUCGUGACAGUGCAGAUUACCAUUUGAUUGAGAAAUAUCUCCUCACUACUCAUGCCCCUACUCACACGGAUUGGAGUCUUGAACUCGAAGAAGUCUUUUCACUUGAAAGGGAAGGGGAGCUUGAUAAGUUUGCUCCCUACAGGGAAAAACUUGGCAAUAAAAUGCUUCUUUGGCAUGGUUCCCGGCUGACAAACUUUGUGGGCAUCCUUAGCCAGGGGCUGAGAAUUGCUCCUCCGGAAGCUCCAGCUACUGGUUACAUGUUUGGCAAGGGUGUUUAUUUUGCUGACCUUGUCAGUAAGAGUGCUCAGUACUGCUAUACUGAUAGAAAAAGUCCUGUUGGUCUCAUGCUUCUAAGUGAAGUUGCUCUAGGGGAGGUCUAUGAGCUCAAGAAAGCUAAGUAUAUGGAUAAACCUCCUCAAGGAAAGCACUCCACAAAAGGACUUGGCAAGAAGGUACCUCAGCAGUCUGAAUAUGUGAAGUGGAAGGAUGAUGUUGUUGUGCCUUGUGGAAAACCCGUGCCGUCAAAUGUCAAAGCCUCCGAGCUGAUGUACAAUGAGUACAUAGUUUAUAAUACUGCUCAAGUUAAGAUGCAGUACUUACUGAAGGUAAGGUUUCAUCACAAGAGGUAAGGAGGAUGGUAAAACGGUUGGUCAUAACUUUGUUCAUAGUGUACAGAACAGUUUCGAUGAAUUGUAGUCUUCUGGGUUUCCCACAUCUUGAUUUAGAUCUCAUUUUGGGGUUUGCUUGAGAUCUAUCGGCUUUUACUUCUAGUAAUAUGUAAAGGGUGUUUUGUACUUGAUGAACAAAAGUGUCAAAUUUUCAGCAAUUCCUUCCUGACCCAGCAUUACUGGGGUGGAAUUAUGCGUUUUAAUGAUCAUUUUGCUUCCUGAUA
This is a messenger RNA of Humulus lupulus (European hop), 3398 nucleotides long. Its product is annotated as poly [ADP-ribose] polymerase 1. Bases 133 to 3135 code for a protein of 1000 amino acids. The transcript has 20 exons. Gene Ontology annotation, molecular function: DNA binding; zinc ion binding; NAD binding. Gene Ontology annotation, cellular component: nucleus. NCBI's taxonomy places the organism in Eukaryota, Viridiplantae, Streptophyta, Magnoliopsida, Rosales, Cannabaceae. The record is from RefSeq and is a predicted model, not a curated record.